Messenger RNA from Psilocybe cubensis, 561 nucleotides. RefSeq lists its product as uncharacterized. The transcript is spliced from 3 exons. Lineage: Eukaryota; Fungi; Basidiomycota; Agaricomycetes; Agaricales; Agrocybaceae. The record is from RefSeq and is a predicted model, not a curated record. The coding region runs from base 1 to 561 and encodes 186 amino acids.
AUGUCUGAAGGUGUCGAACUGGUGAAAAAGUACAUAGAAUUCACGGAAGUCUUCGCUGAAUAUGACGACCUUGUCGUCUACACACCAAGAUUGCCGCUCGGGGAAAAUUGGGCAUACUUAGGCCAGGUCGCCAGGAAACGCAAUGGUGAAAUUCCAGACCACUCCGGGAUGAUCCUGUUGGCAAAGGCUGGCAGCGAUGCUCUGGGAGACAUCGUCGAUUGGGUUCCCGUUAUGCACGGCAUUGAACCAACGCCUUUCUCGACUUGGAGGGGUAUACCCGCAGAUCCGGAGAGAUACGUGUCAGGCGGUGAUUUCUUCGUGCUUGGAAUGGACAAACCGACCGCAGAGCAGACUGCAGGUAUCAAAGCCAUUCGCAAGGAGCUCAUUUCGGAGAAUAAACCGGAUCGUCUCAUCUGGAGUUGCCUCCUGCCCUUCAACGGACUGACCAUCUGGGAUGUUGCAAGCACCUUUAAAAUUUACUAUACAACGAGGGCAUUUGUCUCAACAUCUUCCCAAACCUCGGACGGAUUAAGGCUCCCUGUGAUCAUUUAUGGAUCCUAG